AUGCCGCGCGUUCUCGUGGAAUCGGUCGAACAUUUGGCCACUGCCCCCGCAGUAGGGGGUCCUCCGGCGCCCCCGCCGCAGUCUGCAGCCUCACCACCGCCGCCGGCACCGUCGCCGCCUCCGCCGCCCACACCGCCACCUAGGUCGUCGCCCCCGUCCUCUCCACCUCCUGCGUCUUCCGGCAAUAAUCAGAGUCCGAAUUUGCCUCCGGGGUCGCCUCCGCGGGAGAAGUCUCCUGCAUCGUCCCCACCUCCUCCGGCUUCGCCUCCGCCCUCAACUCCGCCGGCAAGCCGGUCACCACCACCGUCUUCUCCCCCGCCGUCGCCGCCUUUGCAACAGUCUUCGCCGCCACCAGCGCAAUCGACGCCACCGUCGCCUGGUGUAUCAACUCGGCCAUCGCCAGGGGCAACGACAUCGCCGUCGCAGCAAUCACCUCCGAAAGCGACAACCUCACCACCGGCGUCGCCACCACCAUCGCAACCAAAGAACCCCGCACCAGCCACCCCAGCCCCUUCACCUCCCCUCAAUGCGGAGUCGGCCACGAAACCUCCCGCCGGUGCAGGAACAUCACCCCCACCGCUUGAAACGCCUGGGACGCCCACGUCGGUACCGGCCGCAGCAGGCCAGGUGCCGGCAGCUCCAGGAACACCUUCAUCUUCCUCACUGUUGCCGCCUUCGGGCAUUAUGCCGGCCUCCGGGCGUCCUCCUGGCUCGUGGCAGAGCCCUCCCGGUCCGGCCGUCGCGAGGGCGAGCCCACCGUCUCUGGCACCUCCGGCGAGAGCCUUGGGUGAGAACCUGCCGAUCGGGGUGAUUGUUGGGGUCGCCGUGGCCGGGUUCCUCAUGGCAUUGGCGUCGCUUUUCAUUGUGGCGUGCCUCAGCGACCGGGGGAAGAAGCAGCGUCCACCCAUGCGCAAGAGAGGAACCAUGGUCGUUCCGGCACGUGCGCCGGACUCAUAUCCUCCGUCCAACGGGCCGGCAGCGUCGCCGAGCGACACGAACUCGUACGAGUUCACCGGGUACAAAUCGUGCUUCACGUACGACGAGCUGGUGGGGAUCACGGGCGGGUUCUCGGCGCAGAACGUGAUCGGCGAAGGCGGGUUCGGGAAGGUGUACAUGGGCUCGCUGGGCGACGGGCGGCGCGUGGCGGUGAAGCAGCUCAAGGUGGGAGGCGGGCAGGGGGAGAAGGAGUUCCGCGCCGAGGUGGACAUCAUCAGCCGCAUCCACCACCGCCACCUGGUGACGCUGGUCGGGUACUGCGUCACUGAGAACCACCGCCUCCUCGUCUACGAGUUCGUCUCCAACGACACGCUCGAGCACCACCUGCACGGAGAAGGGCUUCCGGUGAUGGACUGGCCGAAGCGGAUGAAGAUUGCGAUCGGAUCAGCCCGUGGAUUGACCUACUUGCACGAAGACUGCCAUCCUAGGAUCAUACAUCGGGAUAUCAAGUCAGCCAACAUUCUUCUGGACAAGGCCUUCGAGGCAAAGGUUGCAGAUUUCGGUGUUGCUAAGCUUACCAACGAUUCUAUGACUCAUGUCUCCACGCGCGUCAUGGGCACAUUCGGGUACAUGGCGCCGGAGUACGCAUCAAGCGGGAAGCUGACGGACAGAUCCGACGUCUUUUCGUUUGGGGUGGUGCUCUUGGAGCUUAUCACCGGGCGGAAACCUGUAGAUUCGUCUCAACCCCUAGGAGAAGAAAGCUUAGUUGAAUGGGCUCGGCCUCUCCUGGUGGAUGCGCUGGAGACGGACGACUUCAGGGAAAUCGCCGACCCUUCCCUAGAGUGCAGGUACUCCAAGAUCGAGAUGCGGAGGAUGGUGGAGGCGGCCGCCGCUUGCAUUCGCCACUCCGUCACCAAGAGACCGAGGAUGGUGCAGGUGUGGCGAUCGCUGGACGUGGACGGCGGCUCGACGGACCUGACCAACGGCGUCAAGCUCGGGCACAGCACCGCGUACGACUCAGGGCAGUACUCGGCGGACAUCGAGCUCUUCCGGCGGAUGGGGUUCGAGGACGACCUCGACACAGCCGAGUACGGCUUGUCCGACGAGGGCGAGCCGGGGCCUGGUUCCGGGAGGCAAAGGCAACAACGGACAGCAGCUGGACGGUGAGACCCCAUCAAAUCAACCAACUCGGAUCGCCGGCCGGCCGGUUAAAUCCUCCUACAACGCUGCAUCGAACGCCAUAGCACGACGACGGCGGAUUACGGAAGGCGGAGCAGAAGCUGGCGUGAUCAAGCGUGCCCUAUGGCGGAUUACGGAAGGCGGAGCAGAAGCUGGCGUGAUCAAGCGUGCCCUAUGGCGGAUUACGGAAGGCGGAGCAGAAGCUGGCGUGAUCAAGCGUGCCGCGCUGCGCGCGAGCGCUUCAUCUUGGGGACAGGUUGCUAAGCUUUGGUGUUUGUGUUGUUGUGUGCGCCUGUACCUAUCGCCUCUAAUAGAACAAAGCUUGGCAUUUGCG
Molecule: messenger RNA, 2449 nt
Organism: Aegilops tauschii subsp. strangulata
Lineage: Eukaryota; Viridiplantae; Streptophyta; Magnoliopsida; Poales; Poaceae
Product: proline-rich receptor-like protein kinase PERK3
Biological process (GO): protein phosphorylation
Molecular function (GO): protein kinase activity; ATP binding
Source: RefSeq, a predicted model, not a curated record